Messenger RNA from Aspergillus bombycis, 2355 nucleotides. Its product is annotated as FAD-dependent oxidoreductase. The transcript has 3 exons. Lineage: Eukaryota; Fungi; Ascomycota; Eurotiomycetes; Eurotiales; Aspergillaceae. Gene Ontology annotation, molecular function: FAD binding. The coding region runs from base 1 to 2355 and encodes 784 amino acids. The record is from RefSeq and is a predicted model, not a curated record.
AUGCUAGAGAAGUUUGAUAUCGAUUAUGUUCUCCUCGAAAAACACUCGGAAAUCGCACCACCAGUCGGUGCUAGCAUCGGCCUGUUUCCCAAUGGUCUGCGUAUACUAGAUCAACUUGGAUGUUACGAGCGAAUCACCAACCUGUCCAUCCAGCAACUCAAAGUGGGAUAUAUGCGGGAUAAAAAAGGUGACGUACUUUGCGGCAUGCAUCAAAUGUUCAAACACUUGGAGAAGCGACAUGGAUAUGGCCUGCUGUUCUUUGAUCGGCAGCAACUUCUAGAGAUUCUACACGAAACGAUCAAGCACAAAGAUAGGGUAUUGCUCAACAAAAAGGUCAGCAGUAUAGAUCUCAUCGAUGGGGGUGUCCAUGUCACGACCGCAGAUGGCUCGGUCUACACUGGUACGCUCGUUGUGGGCGCAGACGGCAUCCACAGCAACGUGCGAUCUCUUAUGAGAGGCUUAGGCGACAAGCUCCAGCCAGGAUAUUUCUCCUCUAAAGAGGAGGAUAGCGUUCCCUGCUACUACCGUUGCAGCUUCGGCAUCGCUCAGCAUGUUCCUGGAUGGGUCGCAGGAGAGCAAAAUAUUGUCAUGGGCGAUGGCCAGUCGCAGCUUGUUGUGUCGGGGCCAGAUGACCGGGUGUAUUGGUUUCUGUUCGAUAGGCUGCCACAGGCCAAGUAUGGGAAGGAUAUACCUAGGUACACCAAGGAAGAUGAGGCUGAAUUCGUCAAACAAAAUUACAAUCUUCCCAUCACAAGAAAAGUCACCUUCGGCGACGUUUUGGACAAGCGACUUUCGUCGACCUUGACACCUCUGCACGAGAUUGUUUACCAAAAGUGGUUUUUCAAGAGGAUCAUUACUUUUGGAGACUCAGCGCACAAGCCAAACCCUAUUGGCGGCCAAGGUGCUAAUGGAGCAAUGGAAUCCUGCGCCGAGUUUCUCAAUGCUAUCUUGCGAAAGAAACAAGGCCACGGUGGUAGCUUGGAUAACCUAUCCGACCAAGACAUAGAGGACAUCCUGCGCGAAACACAGACUAACAGAUAUGAUCGUGCCCAAUCGAUCGUCCGCAGUGCCCAUGACAUGCAGGCACUUAAUGCUUACGAGAACCCGCUUGUCUCUACCAUAGCAAACAACCUUAUCCUACCCUUUGUAGGGGAUGAGUUUGUCCUCAACCAAAUGGGAAAGACUUUCGUUGGUGCCGCCACCGUAGAGGAACUGGAUGUCCCGCGUCGGUCUAAGGUCAUUCCUUUCAGUGAUGAGCUACCAGCUAAACCCAUUGACCAAAGCAUGUCUAGGCUCAUUCGUUGGGGUUUCAUAGGGAGCAUGGGGCUCGUUCUUUUUGUCACAACGAAGGCUUUCCGUUUGCCUUUUUCGAGUCUCGGCGGCUGGGGAGAAUCCAGUUCGGUUAUCAUCUCCUGGCUAGGUGACAGCCCCAGACAGGAGUUUUUGAACAAACUGGUGUCAGUUUUAUCUUUCCCCAUCCUGGACAAAGACCCCUCGGCGAGGCUACAUCUUAUCAAUUUUCUCCCUCAGCUUAUCUCGCCACUCCUGAUAUAUACUAUUGAGGGUUACCGCCUGGGGAACCAGGGAUCGCUCUUAGCCCUGCCAGCCAUCUUUACUGCGGGCAUGCAAGUCCAGGGAAUUGGACGAAUAGCUCCCCUCUAUGCUAUUCUGAGCUCCCUCUAUGCACACGAGAGCAUUCCAGGCCGUGCAGUUCCCAGGGAGGUAGCCAUAUCCCUAAUCCCAGCGGUCACCCUGGGCUUUGUACUGCCGACAAUCAUGGUCUUCGCGUCAACCUCUAAUCUCGAAGCCUGGCAGCACUGGGUUGCGCUCUGGCAAUUCGCACCACCCUUAGUUAGCGUCAUGACUGCGGUCCUGUCAGCCGGCUUCAAGCGGUCGCGACUAAUUCGCGACGUCCCACAAGAGGAGGGAGAGGCAUUCGAGCACUACAAGACACAUGAUGUGCCGCUCCUCAAGCAAGUGUACACAUAUGCGGUUGCCGUGCAGUCAACAGUACACAUCGCAACAAUGGCAUACGCGUGGUCCCAUCCCAAUAUCGCAAUCGGGAAGGCCUUCUUUGGUUUGCCAAAUCCCUUCCGUGCUGAGUGGAACAUCACAACCAUUUCGGGGCAGAUAGCUACAUUCUUCCGGUACGACGCUGUGACAGCCUUGGCGGGCUAUGUUGGUGGCAACUUGUACUCGAUCUGGGACCUCCGUCGCCUUGGAUAUAUUCAGACACGUACUGCGGUCAAGGCUGCCCUUGCAGUUAUAGCGGGCCAGUUCAUGAUUGGCCCAGGUGCUACUUGGGCUGCCUUGUGGUCCUGGAGAGAGGAUGCUAUUGCCGGUCUAGCGAAGUAG